AUGAAUAGAAAAACGUGGUUCACGCCGCACUGAGCGGAUCUAUAUAACGAAGCUGUAUAACUGUAACAAACAAUUGGAUACUGGAGGAUUGUUAGAUUUUGGGGGGCAGUCUUGAGAUUUCUCCCAAGGCGUGUAGCUUGAGCUUCACCUUCCGCUUUUGACGAACUCAUGAAUAUGAAUUAAGUGGAAGACUUAAAGAAAAACGUCGUGGCUGUUCUUUGAGAUUCAACAGCCAGUCCUGAGCCAGAAGAGUGAAAAGCCACAUCGGGCGACAGACUACUCGUUUGAGACAACCUUUCGCAGCGUUUUUGUAUUUUAUUUCCUAACUCUUGUGUCAGCAUGGCCUUAAGAGGACCACUGUCCAGAUUAUUGAGAUGCACGUUGAGUUCCUGCCAGCAGAACCGAUCUCAUUCUGUUGCCAUUUUGGGAGCUCCCUUUUCCAAAGGACAGAAAAGGAGAGGGGUAGAGCAUGGACCCAAGGCUAUCCGGGAUGCGGGUUUGGUGGAGAGACUUUCAAAUCUGGACUACGCUGUGCAUGAUUUUGGAGACCUGACCUUCAAGCAUCUGGAAAAAGAUGAGCACUUUAUGCACGUGCCGUUCCCACGCACAGUUGGACGUGCCAAUCAGCUGCUGUCAGGAGCUAUGAGUGGUGCAGUGGGGGCGGGACACACUUGCAUCAUGUUGGGGGGAGACCAUAGCUUAGCGAUUGGUUCAGUGGACGGUCACGCUCAGCAGUGCCCUGAUCUGUGUCUGAUUUGGGUGGACGCUCACGCAGAUAUCAACACUCCUCUGACUUCACCCUCUGGAAACCUCCACGGCCAGUCUGUGGCAUUCCUACUUAAGGACCUGCAGAACAAGAUGCCACAAGUUCCUGGAUUUUCCUGGAUGAAGCCUUUCCUGUCUGCCAGAGAUCUGGUCUACAUCGGCCUCAGAGAUGUGGAUCCAGGCGAGCAUAUAAUCCUGAAGACCCUGGGAAUCCAAUAUUUCUCCAUGAGGGAUAUUGACAGAAUGGGCAUUCAGAGGGUAAUGGAGGUCACUUUGGAUCACCUAUUGGCAAGGAAACAAAGGCCGAUACAUCUUAGCUUUGACAUCGAUGCUUUUGACCCGUCCCUGGCUCCUGCCACUGGAACUCCUGUUAAUGGAGGAUUGACCUAUAGAGAGGGCAUCUACGUAACUGAGGAGAUCCAUAACACAGGUUUACUCUCUGUGAUGGACGUAGUAGAAGUGAACCCCACACUAGGUGCCACACCUGAGGCUCUGGAGGCCACAACUAGCCUAGCCGUUGAUGUCAUCGCAUCUGCUCUCGGUCAGACACGUGAAGGAGCACACAUCGCCUUCCCGAAGAUUCCAGAACCAAAAGAAGACACCGAACUGCGGCUUUAGAGCACCAGAUAUUCACGAGGACUUUGAAAAACCAACCACUUUGCAUUCCAAAGUCUAAAAGAACGACACAGAAGGGUUUGCAGAGACUGAGCACCAGACUAAAGAUUUAAUUUAAAGGUUACUCUAGUCUUGGUAAAAAAAAAAAAAAAAAAAAAAAAAAUUGUCACCUCCUUGUUGAAGUGCUACCAUUAAUACAUGGAUGAGAUUCAUUUUUAUUAUACCGACUAAAUUUGUUUUGGCUUAAAAAGGUCAGAGAUCUGAUUCUCUAUGUUUGAGGGUUAUUCUAGCAGAAAAAUAAAUAUUUAUAAUAUUUGUCAUCUGUCAUGGGAUUAGUUGGUAACCCUGAUCAUGCUCUGGGACUUGCUGCAGGAAAAAGUGAUCUAAAAACAAAUGUGCAUAUUUUUGCAGGCUAAAGUGACUCUUUACUCUGGUGGACUGAUCGAUUUUUCUUUAAUUUGAAACAUGUUUGCACUUUUGGACCAGAACAGGUUUUUAUUGUAUUUUUAUGUUUGUUUUGUUUUUUGUAUAGUAGGACUGCUUUUAAUGGCUAAUUCAAUCCUAAAAUUGAAAUUGAGUGAUCGUUUUUUAAACUAGCGCACAUGAAGUAAGUUAUUUCAGUCAUUUUCAUUUCUAUUUAAAUAAACCUUUGAAAAAUCAUGUAUGAAUGCAUUUUAUACACCCUUCAGAUCUGAAUUUACCACCAGUACAAGUAUCAUCUUGGGGAAAGUUUGAUUUGCUGCAUUUCUGUUUCAGUAAAAAUGUUUUGUUGCAAUAAACUAAUGUACUGGA
Carassius auratus (goldfish) is the source of this 2172-nucleotide messenger RNA. Its product is annotated as arginase-2, mitochondrial-like. The transcript has 8 exons. The record is from RefSeq and is a predicted model, not a curated record. Bases 340 to 1383 code for a protein of 347 amino acids. NCBI's taxonomy places the organism in Eukaryota, Metazoa, Chordata, Actinopteri, Cypriniformes, Cyprinidae. Gene Ontology annotation, cellular component: mitochondrion; cytoplasm. Gene Ontology annotation, molecular function: manganese ion binding; arginase activity.